Messenger RNA from Phalacrocorax carbo (great cormorant), 1940 nucleotides. The record is from RefSeq and is a predicted model, not a curated record. NCBI's taxonomy places the organism in Eukaryota, Metazoa, Chordata, Aves, Suliformes, Phalacrocoracidae.
UCCAAAAUGGCCGGAACAGGCCUUCACCGCCCGCAGCCAAGAUGGCGGCGUACGAGAAGCGGCGGGCGGCCGCCGCCCCGGCCCCAGCCCCGGCUCCGGGGACUGGCAGCGGGCUGGCGGAGCCGGCUCGCGCUGCGGCCGACGGGCUGGGGAGCGAGGCGGAGUUCCUGCUGCAGGCUGGCGUCACCGCCAUGGUGCGGGAGGCGCUGCUGAAGGUGCUGGAGGCGCGGCCCGAGGAGCCCGUCUCCUUCCUGGCUGACUACUUCGAGCGGCUGGUGCUGGGCAGCCCCGGGGCGGCGGGCGAGGCCGCUGCGGAGCUCCCGGGGGCUCCGCAGCGCCUGGCCCGGGCGCUGUGGUACGUGCGCCUGGCUCACCACUCCCACAGGACGGCCUUCGACAGCAACGCCGGCGCGGCUUACGAGGUGCUGGGCGCCGGCGGUCGGCGGCGGAAGGCGGGAGUAGACGGGCGGCUGUACAGCGAGCUGCUGCGGCGCAUCUGCCUUCACGGGGGAGCACCGGCGGAGGCGGCGUCAGCGUUGCUGGGGCGGGUGCGAUGUCGCGACCACGAGGCCGUGCCUUUCGACAUCUUCCGCUACGGCGUCCUCACCUGCUUCGUGCUGCUGGAGUUCGCGGCCAAGGCAGACGCGCUCUUCGGCGUCCUGGACGGCGGCUCCGGUGCCGCCGACGGCAGGGUCUGCCAGGCCGUCCUGCGGGCGCUGGAGGAGGCGCUGGGCACCGGCCACUUCUCUCUGCCCAGCCACUACCUGGAGGCAGGCUCCAAGCUGGGGCCGGAUGGCCUAGCCCUGGCCAUGGACCGGGCGCUGCAGGAGAGGAAGCUCAGCACCUCCAUGAGCCGGGAGGAGUUCCUGAAGAAAGCCACUGCCUUGUUCGUUGCAAAAGUGAAGCCUGUUGAAUAACACUUGGGUGGGAGCAAUACUGACUGCGUCUACUUCGACCUCCGCGAGCGCUCUGCGCAGAGCCGUAUACGCAAAGGAGGCUCCAGACCCCGGCGCUGAGCUGGACGGCGAGCACCAGGGGCUGGUCAGGCGCUGUCUGGAGAGCCCGGGUCUGCCCGAUGAGAGAUUCCCGAUUUCCACACUCCCUUCUGUGUUUGGUGCGACAGGUGCCCAGCCACCUUGAGUGCUGGACGUGUCCCUAUUGGCUGUGCCUCUCCCAGCUGUGGCUCCUCCAACCCAGCUGGCAUUAGCAAAUAUUUUUUUUAGGUGUUAACUGAAGACUUACAAGGAGGCCUGUAAACAGUAGGGCAGUGUUAGUCAUUAAAAAUGAGCCAGAAUGAAGGAAAUGUGGGGCUGGACUACGAGAUAUCCUGCAGUUUCAUCCUAGCCCUGGCCAUGUUGUGUCAUGCAGCUUCAGCAGGGAACUUUGUUUCUGCUUUUGAAUUUGUUUCACACCUACCUGUGAAGUGGGGGGGCGAUGCUUAUCUAACUGCUGUGAGGAUUCACAAGGAAAUAUGGGGCUGAUCUGGAGUGUGAUAAAGCAUUAUUUUAUUAAACAAAAUGUUUUAAACGCACAGCAGAUGAGAAACAGCUGGCUGGGAAGCAAGUAUCACUGGGAAGGGCUGCGAGCCAGAGCGGGGGUCUGUCUCUGCCGGCAGCCGAGCUGUGAGGCGAUGAGCUGUCCCUGCUGCCUCCUCGCUCAGUGUUUACCCAACCACCUCUGGCUCAGACUCUGGGGAUCAAAGCUCAUACCUGAGUGAUGACUUCUCAAGUGAAGCUGCAGAGUGCUAUGGAUUUGAUAAUGAUUUGGGACGUGGAGCACCAGGUCAAGACAAGACAAACCCCAUUCCCUGAGGUCAUAGUUUGCUUUUGAGCAGAAAUGCGUGUUGAACCAUGUGUUAUUUAUUUGAACUUGUUUGUGUUGAUUAUUUAUACUGUGCAAUUAUUGGUUAACUGUAAGACAUUAAAGCUUUUUAUUAUUUU